AUGCUGAUCGCUUCUGCCCUCGCCGUGCUGGUGAGCUUCCUCACUUCAUGCCUGGCACAAUCUAAUACUUCUGCCACUUACACCAAUCCAAUCUUGCCUACUGGCGCUGAUCCGUGGAUGACUCGCUACGAUGGCUAUUACUACUUGACGUACACCACGGCCACGAACAUCACCAUCCUGCGAUCUCCCAGCUUGACUGAUUGGACGACUGCCGAUGUCAAGCUUGCUUUCGACCCGCCACCCGGCCAGAACUACUCUACUGAUCUUUGGGCACCCGAGUUGCACAACAUAGCAGGCAAAUGGUACAUCAUCUUCACCGCUGACCCAAACUACGACUCUCCACCCCCCUCGACAGACAUGCUCUGCACCUUCAGCUGUCCAGCAGUCAACCACCGAAUGUACGUCCUCGAAGGCUCUACUUCAGACCCCUGGACGAGCAACUACACCCUCAAAUCCCAACUCGACACAUACGACCAAUUCGCGAUCGACGGCACCUACUUCCAGCAUACUUCCGGCUUAUACCACGUCUACAGCUGCUGGUUCAGUGCCUACGAAAGCUGGCCAUCCAACCUCUGCAUCACCAAGAUGAGCGAUCCCUGGACUGUUGAGAGUAACGUCACGGAACGACAGAUCUUGUCCGUGCCGAGCAAUGAUUGGGAGAAGACGCCGUAUGGACGCAUGCAGAAUGUGCGGUUGAGCAGUAAUGAGGGUCCGGAGCAGUUGACGAAUCCGAAGACUGGACAGCAGUUCAUUAUCUAUAGUGCUGCUAGGAGUGAUAAUAGGAAUUAUUGUCUUGGUCAGCUGGAGCUUGUCGGGGAUGAUCCGAUGAAUAAUCAGGACUGGAGGAAGAAUAAUGAGGGGUGUGUGUUUUAUCAGAAUGCUUUGACUAGUGCUUAUGGUGUUGGACAUGCCAGCUUCACUACCUCUCCUGACAGCAGCGAGAACUGGAUCGUGUAUCAUGGCAUGGAGGAUCCGUAUACUGGUUGGUCCGCUCGCAAUAUCAGGGCGCAGAAGUUCACGUGGAAUGACGAUGGUACUCCUAACUUCCCACGGCCGGGAUAUGGUCCUUAUGCUGUGCCUAGCGGGCAGAACUCCAGUAUGGCGAUGUACGUAUAG
Molecule: messenger RNA, 1116 nt
Organism: Recurvomyces mirabilis
Lineage: Eukaryota; Fungi; Ascomycota; Dothideomycetes; Mycosphaerellales; Teratosphaeriaceae
Exons: 3
Coding region: 1-1116 (371 amino acids)
Biological process (GO): carbohydrate metabolic process
Molecular function (GO): hydrolase activity, hydrolyzing O-glycosyl compounds
Source: RefSeq, a predicted model, not a curated record